AUUUAAAAAAUAUUUAAAAAAUCGAUAAAGUAUGCAAAGCAAUGAUGUUAAAAUGACUAUAAGAAAGCUAUUUUUAAAGUUAUUAUCUAAAACGCAGGUUGAAUUAAAAGAUGAAGCAUAUUGGGAACAGUUGUGGACAACCCAUAACAUUCAAAUUCAAGAUAUGUUUAUAUUAUUUACUGCUGGCGAAUUGAAAAAAAUGAAGGAAUUGAGUCCUUAUAAUUUAGCUGCUUUGUUUUAUAAAAAUAUAGAAAGAAUUUAUCUUGCUGCUAAAGCAUCAUGUCAAAAUAAUCUAGAUCAGAAGGCUGUUUUAAAUUGCCUAAAAAUGCUUACUCGUAUAUUGCCUCAUAUAUUUCAAGAUGAAGAUUGGCAAGAUUUUUUUUGGUCAAAUUCAUCUAAAGAAAAAAUUAUUUCUGAAAUACCUUUACCACUUGGAAAAACAUUGCUAACUAUCCUAUGUGAUCUAAUGUUUUGUCCUGAUUUCACAGUUGGUUCUCACAAAAUUUUUCCGGAAGGAUUAGAGGAUAUAACAAAUUUGGAUAGUUGCGAAUACAUAUGGGAAAAUGGUGUGGGGUUUUCUUCGAACCAAAACAAAUGCCUCAAGUACGACUGCAAUAGGGUUGAAAUAUUGAGGCUCCUUCUGACUUGUCUAUCCCAAAAUUUAUAUAAGGAUUGUGUGGCUUCAGUUGAUUGCGGGACUGAUACGACUUGUAACGAAGGCAACGAUUUGAGAGCGGAAGAGACCACAGGAGGAUAUCAAAGUUUAGAGUUGGGAGAUACAGCCCAUAAUGGUUGCACCAACGAUCUUCCUAGCGACGAUUACAACUACAAUUACUUUGUCGAAGAAGCGAAUAAUUUCGUAUCCCCUGCCAAGGAUCCCUGGAUAGAAUACUUUUCGAGUCAGGCUAACAGGCACACACUUUCCAUAUUCACUUCUCUCCUUAACGUAGUUUGCGACAGGGGCAAGGAAUGCUUCUGUAAUCAAGCCUCCAGUUCGCAUUGGUACGCUAAUCUAUUCAGAUUCGGAUCUCAAAAUAAAGAUCGAGAUGUCUUGGUAGAGUUAUGCCUCCAUAUCUUACUUGUCGUUUUAUCCUAUGAAUCACAUUCCUUAAAAUCUUUAGAAGAACCCGAAACAAAAAAUACGGAAAAUUCCAAAAAUUUAUUUUCACUCUACCUCAGCCGCCUUCAUCAUGAAGAGGAUUUCGAUUUCGUGCUUAAGGGGAUGAUUGGGUUACUCAACGAAUCGCUACCGUUUUACAAUCCGAAUUUCAGUAACUCCUACAACGUUUCGAAUGUUUGCCACAAUCCCGUCAAUCAUACCACGACGAACGGUUUAAAGAAUGGUGGCGUUAAUGGUUUGGGUGGAAUCCUGGAAGCCCUGCAUUUAAACCCCUUUUCCGGCAAAGGAGCAGUAAAGAUAUGUCAACUCAAUCAAGAGGUCAUGGUUCUUUUUUGGCUUUUCUGCGAUCUCAACAAAAAAUUCGUUUCACAUCUCAUGAAAACAAACAAAGUUUUGGACAUAAUCUUGCCAAUUUUGUACCACUUGAAUGAAUCCAAAAUGGAUGAAUCAAAAAUGGGUAUUAUACACGUCGGUAUAUUCGUUUUGCUUGUUUUAAGUGGGGAAAGAAACUUAGGAGUACGACUCAAUAAACCAUAUUCUGGUAAUUUAUUCAAGAAUGAGAUUCCUAUCAUCACGGCUACAAACAAACUCAAUCACGCCGACAUUUUGCUAUUGAUUUUUCACGAGAUUAUAGUGAGAGGACAUUACAAGCUAAGUAAUCUUUACGAGAGCCUGCUCAUCAUCAUAGUUAACAUUUCGCCAUACCUCAAAGGUUUAUCCAUGAUCACUGCCAAAAAGCUUUUGCACCUUUUAGAAGGAUUCGCCGAUCCGCAUUUCAUCUAUGCCAAACCGUACAAUUACCGUUUAGUAUUUUUCCUUUUAGAAACGCUCAAUAAUUUGAUCCAAUAUCAAUUCGAUGGAAAUUCCACCUUAGUGUAUCAGAUUAUCAAAAAACGAAAAGUAUUUUACAAUUUGUUGAACUUGCCCACGGAUCAAACAUUAUUGAAUCAUUUGCAUGAUAAAGUGAAAGAGGAAGUCCAAGAUCCUAAUGGAAUUAAGUCAUCGAAGAUCUGCUCGGACAACUUUAUGAACAACGAUUCAUUUUAUGAUGCCAAUGACGCGUUUAAUGGGAAUAACAAAAUCAAAUGGAAGCCUAAUUCUGCUUGGGCUUCUACAAUAAAACAAAAGAUGCCAUUACAAACAAUUUUACGACUUUUGCAAGUUUUAAUCCCUCAGAUAGAGAGGAUAUGCAUUGAAAAUAAAUCAAACGACGAAAGCGAGAUACUGAAAUUUUUGCAUCACGGUACGUUGGUAGGACUCUUACCCGUUCCUCAUCCUAUACUCAUUCGAAAAUAUCAAACGAACCGAUCCACUAGUCUUUGGUUCCUCACAUAUAUAUGGGGAUUCAUAUACUUGAAGCGCCUUAGGAGCUCUGAACUUUAUAGUAGGGUAGCGGUCGAAAAGCCACUAUUGAGCAAUAUAAAUAAACUCAAGCAAUUAGAUUGGGCACGAGAACAUCAAUUUUGGACAUCUGCAAACUGGUACCACGUCUUAUGGAGUGAUGAGUCAAAAUUCGAAAUCUUCGGUUCUAAAAGAAGGCGAUAUAUCCGCCGCUCAGCUGGAGAGCGAAUGAGCGAUCGCUGCAUAAUUCCUACAGUCAAAUUCGGGGGGAGGUCUGUUAUGGUGUGGUGGUGCUUGGUGCCGGGGCAACCGCCGACAUUGUCAAAAUUAAAGGAAUCCUUAACAAGGAGCGAUACCGGCAAAUCCUUGAGGACCAUGUGA
This is a messenger RNA of Gordionus sp. m RMFG-2023, 2842 nucleotides long. Its product is annotated as protein HID1-like. The transcript is spliced from 20 exons. The record is from RefSeq and is a predicted model, not a curated record. Bases 32 to 2842 code for a protein of 936 amino acids. Gene Ontology annotation, cellular component: Golgi medial cisterna; Golgi trans cisterna; membrane. Gene Ontology annotation, molecular function: nucleic acid binding. NCBI's taxonomy places the organism in Eukaryota, Metazoa, Nematomorpha, Gordioida, Chordodea, Parachordodidae.